UGCGUUAUGCUCCUAGUGCUGUUAUUUAAACUGCACCGUAGCUACAGUUUUCUCUUAACUGUGAACAUGGAGUUGGUUGGCACACUUGCCUUGACGGUGAUCAUUUUAGCUCUGCUGAUUGUGUUUUUUCGGAAGGACUCGGCUCGUUACUCAAAGAUGCCGCCAGGUCCGACCGCACUGCCAUUGAUCGGUAACUUGCUGCAGGUGAAUGGCAAGGUACCCCAUGAAAGUUUCUUAAAGAUGAGUGAAACCUACGGACCUGUCAUGACGGUGCAUCUGGGUCCAAAACGCGUAGUAGUUCUGGUCGGGUUUGAAGCUGUGCAGGAGGCGCUGGUGCACAAUGGGGAUGCCUUUACUGGGAGACCAGAAAUACCUCUGUUUACGUUGGUGACGGAUGGCUUCGGUUUGGUCGUCAGUAAUGGUGAGCGCUGGAGACAGCUUCGGCGCUUCUCUCUCGCUACACUGCGUGACUUUGGGAUGGGGAAGAGGAGCAUUGAAGAAUGGAUCCAGGAGGAGGCAAAGCAUCUUGCUGCAGAUUUUGAGAAACAUAAAGGUUCUCCCUUUGAUCCCACCUACACCCUAACCCGCGCCGUGUCCAAUGUCAUUUGUUCUAUUGUGUUUGGAAGGCGGUUUGACUAUGACGAUAAACAGUUUAUUCAUCUCCUGACUCUGGUGAAAACCCUUGUCCCUCAACUCAGCGUCCCUAUGGCCCAGCUCUACAACAUCUUUCCACGACUCUUCAGUAUGCUACCUGGACCCCACCGCACUAUUUAUGAAAAUACGCAAGAAUUAAUGGUAUUUAUUUCUAUGAUGGUGGACCACCACAAAGAGACUCUAAACACCAACAGCCCUCGGGAUUUUAUUGACAGUUUCCUCAUCAAAAUGGAGCAGGAAAGAAACAACCCAGCAACAGAGUUCAAUUCUAAGAACUUAAUGACAACACUACAAAAUCUUUUCGUCGCUGGAAUUGAUUCAACAACUGCCACUCUGUCCUUUGGACUGAUAAUUUUCAUCAAGUAUCCCAAAAUACAGGAAAAGGUUCAUAUGGAAAUAGAUGAUGUGAUUGGUCAAGAGCGCCCCCCACGCAUGGAGGAUCGCAAGAAGAUGCCCUACACCGAUGCUGUGAUCCAUGAAAUCCAAAGAUUUCUUGAUAUUAUUCCUUUGAAUGUGCCUCAUGCAACAACUAAGGACACGGUCUUCAGGGGCUACACCAUCCCACAGGGAACCCCAGUGUUAGCUUUGCUUCACUCUGUGCUCUUUGACAAGUCACAGUGGGAAACGCCAUACACCUUCAAUCCCAGACAUUUUCUUGAUGAGAAAGAUGGCUUCAAAAUGAAUCCGGCUUUCAUGCCCUUUUCUACAGGGAAGCGAAUCUGCGUAGGGGAGGCUCUGGCUCGGAUGGAGUUGUUCCUGUUUUUCACCACUCUACUGCAGAAAUUCACAUUUUGGUCUAAUGAUGACCCCAAGAACAUCGAUCUCACUCCAAGUGCAAGUUCCUUUGCAAAUGUUCCUCGGAUCUACAAGAUUCUAUUCAUUCCUCGUCAAUGAAAGAGAAGAGGAUAAGCAGUUAUUGUCUUCAUAAGAAUUACUUAUUAAAGUUGUGAAAUCACUUCAGUUUUUAUGAUAUACUCUUUCUCUUGUAUUGAUGGCUAGUUGUGCAAGGUGUCAAGAUUUUUAGGGUGUCCUCCCACCUAUUUUUGGCCCUCUACACCUGAAAAAAACUAAUGUUUAGGCCAUUUUUCGAUCAUGAUUUUUUCAUUGUCAUGAUAAAGAGUAAACCAAUAGAUGUCUUUAGCAAAUAUGAUCAGAAGGACUUGGAAGUUGUAUAUGCCACAUCAGCUGAUCCCCGGGGUUCACAGCUUAAUGAGGUAUGAGAGGUGAAUGUAAGUCCAUUUCACCAAACUUUGAAAAAAAUGGGUAUUGGUAAUGCAGGCAUUUGGAUGGGGAUCGGUAAUAUAGUCAUGUGGAGAGUUGUUUAAUGUUAUUUUAAGUUUGCUGAUUAUGAAUAUGAUAAUAUUUGUGAUAUUUGAUUCUUUAUCAGUGGUCCUAGGGUAAGAGCCACUCCUAGAAGGUGACACAUUUCAAAUAUAAUCAUGUAGGAUAUUGUAUUAUUGGUUACGAAUAUGAUGUUAUUUUUGAUUUUUGAUCAUUUACUAGGUAUCUUGUUCUCUAUGGAUCUCUAUCACAGGGUGAAAAAUUACAAUUAUCUGUUGUAAUCAAGAAUACUUAGACUUUAAACAUUUAAACAUGUUUUAAUAUGUUAAAUAUAUGGUGUAAAUGUAAAUCAUAUGUAAAUAUAUGAUGAACCACACAUUUUACUAUUUUAAAUAUAUGAUCCAGCUGUUCUUGUUAUUUUGCAUUUCCACCUCAUGAAAUAAAUCAUUAAAUUUCUUUUGAACAACCCUGAA
Molecule: messenger RNA, 2408 nt
Organism: Erpetoichthys calabaricus (reedfish)
Lineage: Eukaryota; Metazoa; Chordata; Cladistia; Polypteriformes; Polypteridae
Product: cytochrome P450 2G1-like
Exons: 9
Coding region: 7-1548 (513 amino acids)
Biological process (GO): xenobiotic metabolic process
Cellular component (GO): cytoplasm; intracellular membrane-bounded organelle
Molecular function (GO): heme binding; oxidoreductase activity, acting on paired donors, with incorporation or reduction of molecular oxygen, reduced flavin or flavoprotein as one donor, and incorporation of one atom of oxygen; iron ion binding
Source: RefSeq, a predicted model, not a curated record